AUGGGGAAGAUGAAGGACGCAUAUGAAGCACUACGUAGGUGUAAGCUUGAAGAUGAAACAGCAGUGAAUCUGUAUGCGAUGGAGGCAAUGAAUGCAUUGGCAUCGAAUGAGUAUUCAAGCAUAUUUGCAUUGAGAGAAGAUGUGAAAAUAGCAGAACCAAUUACAUGCGAAUUCAAUAGUAUAGAAUGCAAGAUGGAGGGCGAUUUCAAUAGGAAUUAUGCAAAUAUAGCAAAUGAAACAGAAUACCUGGGGAAAUUGACAUUUCUAGACAAAGAGUACGACGUAGCUAAUUCGUACAUAAAGAAGCAAUUAGGAUGCAUAGUGAACGACGAACACAAUUUGAGUUUGACUAAAAAGCAGGCAGAAACAUUCACCUACAACAAGGUAACUGGUUUUACGCUUUCUGAACCAGUUCUAUUUCAACACAACUUCAUCAAAAUACAGGAAACAGAGUACAAUUUGUUAGAGGAUGACAGAUCUUUGAGUAAAAAGAAGUGUUUUACAACAAGGCUGGUACUAAAAUGGCUGGUAAGGAACAUGGAAAAGAAAGGUGCGAAAUUGACUAAAGAAAAAAGGAAUGGGAUGGUGAAAUGGGCACUGACGCACAUAGAUGAAAGGGAAAAGUGGAUUAUCGACUGUUUGAACCUCAUUCUGGUUGAUGAAGGUAGCUCAGAAUAUAAAGAGCUAGCAAAAAGUGUCUGUUGCAAACUAAAGUAA
Molecule: messenger RNA, 717 nt
Organism: Enterospora canceri
Lineage: Eukaryota; Fungi; Microsporidia; Enterocytozoonidae
Source: the annotation of a GenBank genome assembly